Emys orbicularis (European pond turtle) is the source of this 2980-nucleotide messenger RNA. RefSeq names its product GA binding protein transcription factor subunit alpha (gene GABPA). The coding region runs from base 4 to 1371 and encodes 455 amino acids. Gene Ontology annotation, molecular function: DNA-binding transcription factor activity, RNA polymerase II-specific; sequence-specific DNA binding. Gene Ontology annotation, biological process: regulation of transcription by RNA polymerase II; cell differentiation. NCBI's taxonomy places the organism in Eukaryota, Metazoa, Chordata, Testudines, Emydidae. Gene Ontology annotation, cellular component: nucleus. The transcript is spliced from 9 exons. The record is from RefSeq and is a predicted model, not a curated record.
GCCAUGACUAAAAGAGAUGCAGAGGAGCUGAUAGAAAUAGAAAUUGAUGGGACUGAAAAACAGGAGUGCACUGAAGAAAGCAUCGUUGAGCAGACGUACACCACAGCAGAAUUUGUGAGUCAGGCUAUUGACAUCAAUGAACCAGUUGGAAAUCUUAAGAAGUUGUUGGAACCAAGACUUCAGUGUUCCUUGGAUGCACAUGAAAUCUGCCUGCAAGAUAUCCAGCUGGACCCAGAUCGCAGUCUCUUUGAUCAAGGAGUAAAGACAGAUGGAACAGUACAGCUUAGUGUACAAGUAAUAUCCAGACAAGGAAUAGAGCCCAAGUUAAACAUCCUUGAAAUUGUAAAGCCUGUAGAAACUGUGGAGGUAGUUAUCGAUCCGGAUGCCCACCAUGCUGAAGCUGAAGCUCACCUUGUUGAGGAAGCCCAAGUGAUAACCCUAGAUGGCACAAAACACAUUACAACAAUUUCAGAUGAGACCUCUGAGCAAGUGACUCGAUGGGCUGCAGCGUUGGAAGGCUACCGAAAGGAGCAAGAACGCCUUGGAAUACCCUAUGACCCUGUACAGUGGUCAACAGACCAAGUACUCCACUGGGUGGUAUGGGUGAUGAAGGAGUUCAGCAUGACUGACAUAGACCUCAAUACUCUUAGUAUUCCAGGCCGAGAGUUAUGUAGCCUCAAUCAAGAGGACUUCUUCCAGAGGGUCCCUCGGGGAGAAAUCCUUUGGAGCCACCUGGAGCUUCUUCGAAAAUAUGUAUUGGCUAGCCAAGAACACUCUGGAGAAAUAGCAACAGUUACUAUUGAUCAGCCUGUGCAAAUUAUUCCAGCAUCUGUACAGCCUGCUACCCCGACCACCAUUAAAGUAAUAAACAGCAGUGCAAAGGCAGCUAAAGUACAAAGAGCACCAAGAAUCUCAGGAGAAGACCGAAGUUCGCCUGGGAACAGAACAGGAAACAAUGGCCAGAUUCAGCUCUGGCAGUUUUUGCUAGAACUUCUUACUGACAAAGAUGCUCGAGACUGUAUUUCUUGGGUUGGCGAUGAAGGGGAGUUUAAACUGAAUCAACCUGAGCUGGUUGCACAGAAAUGGGGACAACGUAAAAAUAAACCCACCAUGAACUAUGAGAAGCUUAGUCGUGCUCUACGGUAUUACUAUGAUGGGGAUAUGAUCUGCAAAGUACAAGGCAAGAGGUUUGUGUACAAAUUUGUCUGUGACUUGAAAACUCUCAUUGGCUAUAGCGCAGCAGAGCUGAACCGGUUGGUCACAGAGUGUGAGCAAAAGAAACUGGCAAAGAUGCAACUCCAUGGCAUUGCACAGCCAGUCACAGCAGUAGCACUAGCUACAGCAUCCCUGCAAACCGAGAAAGACAAUUAAGCACUAGGACCUGAAAGUGGGAGCCUGAGGCCUUUCUUAUAUACCCAGAGCAGUUAUCUUUAUCAGAAUUGGAAGCUUCUUUUUAUUCCUUGACAGUACAAUAUGAUGCAUGAUUUUCUACAAAGAACUGAGACUCCCAUAAAUUUGGAUCUUUAACAGCAUAUAUUUCAGAGUAUGUUAAGGGAUCACCACAACUUCUUCAAUGUGAAGAAUGGUACACUGUGUCAUGUAGUCUGCUGAAAUUGGUGAGGAAAGAUGAACUGGUUCAUGUUGUAUGUCCAGGCCUACAAAAUAUUUGUUCCAGCAUUUUAAGAAAAGUGAAGCAUCUACAGGAAAUAGACUGGUCAAUAGUUUGAAUUCAACCCUUUCUGCUGUUUUUUAUUCUCUAUCGAACUACAAAAUGGAAUUGGAUGCGUACACAGUUAAAGCAGGAGCUGCCCUUAAACAUGCCUGUUAAUCUCAUCUAAUCAAGCAGAGCAGAAAGAACAGACACAUUAAAAAAUAAUACAAAGCAUCAAGUCUUUAAGACAAUUUCUCCGUUUAUAAGCAAAGAAAACUAAGAAUAGACUAAACUGAAGAUCAGUGCUGAAGAAAGAGAUCCAGGUUUAACUCUGGCUUAGAUCAAAAGCCAAUUAUGAGUAUUUCAUUGUAAUGUGUAGCUAACAUGCAUAUACGAGGGAAAGUUCUUAACUUUUGAAAAAUGUUAUGCUUGCUACUCAGCAAAAGAAAAUUAAUAAAGAUUUCCAUGUUUUUCCUGUCAGGUGAUUAAAAACUUGAAAAGGUAUCCCUCACCCAAAAAGAAGUUUUUAUUACUCUACACUGCAGAGUAUAUUAGCCAAUACUCCUUAUACCUGCACUAUAGUUGAUCUUGAUGAACUGAAGACUUAAGUUAAUCACAUUCAGCAAUCCUUUCCUGUUUAGAAACAAAAUGAGUUGCAAAUAAGUUUAUAAAAAUCUGAAGUUUCACUUCCAGAUUAUUGUACAGUCUGCCCGAUUAAAAUAUGAAAAAAUAUAGUUUCUUAUUUAAAAUUACUUUUUCCAAACUUCAGAUAAUGUUUUAAGGCCUCAGAAACAAAACUACACAUUCCUGAGGCCUAAGCAGGACACAGUUAAGGGUUUGGAUAAAUUUUUCAAAAUAUAUAUAAUUGGAAUGUAUCCUGAAUCCAGAGACUGGUAUAAAUACUACUUAAUUCAAGCAUAUACAUGUUAAUAUGUAGAAAACUAUGUCUCCAUGAUUUGUGAGCUUCUCCAUUAAUGGAUUGCUAGACUUCUUCUGUUAGUCUGAAUAGAGUAUUUUUUACUUUUUGCCCCUUUGUUUAAACAGUAUGAAUAUUGUGUUACCAUGCAUUUUUGCUGUUCUUGCAAGCAGAUUUUUUUUAAAUAAGGAACCAUCAGCAGAAGCUGUGGUGUCACUUGACAAAUAGUAAAAAUAUAAUUGCAUAAGAGAAAAUCUUUAGUACCAUGUUGAAAGGACAAGUUACUCUUAAAACUUUUAAGUCAAGAAUCUCGCUACACUGACAGACGCUUAAUGUAAAAUGUACUUAAACUGAGUGGUGGGAGCACUACGUUAUUGCUGUUGACAAGUAAAGAGAAACUGGCUUUCAAGGAA